AUGCCCACAUCUCUCGUGUUUCGCUCACUCUUUUUGCUCUCGUGCUCUCGCUACCUCGUGAAUCCGCCUCCGGAUGGCUUGGAAGACCUCGUACGGGAGUGGUGGGAUCUCCUUAUUUUCUCGUAUAUGAACUACAACUACUUCACGCCCGGCGUCCUACACGACCAAGUCCUCGAGCUCUUCGACAGUCACUCGGAAACCAUCAAGGCCAGGUACCGUGAAAGGGAGCCGCCUACCACAGCUAGCCCGAUCACUGGUCAAGUGGCUUCUUCGCCGGACGCGCCUAUUGACACCGCAUCGUCGCAAGAGACCAAGAGAAAGCUCCACCCAACGAAACUGGAAACUCUCCAGAAGCCGCCUUCGGUCCCAUUCUAUCCGACUCCGGAUGUCGAAUCCUUGAGCCCCGCCUCUAAACGCGCCAACAGAGGUUGUGCCGCCCAUGACAGCACGACGCAGUACGCGCCCUCCUGGAACGGCGCACAUGGAUGCAAGUUCAAACCUGUAACGCCCGAGGAGCAGUGGCGUUUCGAUCACGCAUCUUUGCCGCCCUUCGUGAGGCUGCGUCAAAUGUUCGCUGCUACUCUUUCGAAGGGAGGACGCUGCGAGCUCAGUCGGUACAUCAACACCGCCGAGACCAUGGAAAGCCAGGGGGAGAAGGAAGUCCCGAAGGAUACUUUCGUCGUCCCCACCCAGAAGGUCGUCGAGAAGGUGUUACCCGUCUCCCCUGUGGACGAGUCUCAUGCUGAAAGUUUGGCAAAGGUCUCCAAGAGGAGGAAGCUUGCCAACGCGCAGCCUGGCGUAGACAACGCGACCCACGCUGAGCAAUAUAUCCAUUCAUCUGCUGUGCAUGAGUUGGAGGGCUACGAUGGGGGACGACAGCCUGCUCGGCGUACUGGCACCUACACCUUGACGAAGACGUUCGGGAAGCCGAUCAAGUUUUUCAACACCGUGGACCAGCUUUUGCGCGCCAUGAGUGAUGCUGUUUCAGGUCAUCAAGAUCUCUGGUUCGCCGGGGUUUUGCAUCGGGACAUUAGCCCGGGCAACAUCCUGAUCGUAGAGAACCCGGAAUACGAGGACCAAGUAGGUUGCCUCAUCGACCUGGAACACGGCAAGAUCUUCGAAAAAGAAUUCUUGCCGCUCCCUACCCCGUCCAAAGACGAGCAAGAAAUACAAAAACUGGUCGAUUAUUUCGAUCAUGACGAAGACCGACGGAUCACAUACGAGCAGGCUGCCGAUCUGUUGGGCCGAUACAGGGACAGGGGCGAGGUGUUGUACCAUGAACAAGGAGCACGCAACAAGUUCGAAGACACGCGCGCGCACCGAUGGCCAGAUAUCUAUAGCGAGCAAGCAGCCAGCGCGACGCGGACGGGAACGAAGGCGUUCAUGAGUGGCGAAAUGUUGGAGAGCAUUCGGUAUCCACGCCUCAGUGACGUAUCGAAAAACGCUCCUCAUGAUGUCAUCCACGAUAUCGAAUCCUUUUUCUGGGUCCUCGUCUACCUCGCCAUCACUCGACGGGGUUCUGGCGGACAUCGCCGCCCUGAGUUGCUUCGCGACGACCGCUCCCCGGAAGUGCUGAAGGUCCAGAACACAGCUUACGCUCUGUUCGAUUCACCCAACCCACUCAUGCUCCACAUCAACAAACUGAUAUUAUUCCAGAAUCCGAAGCAGUUCACCGGAUAUAUCAUCCCUCAAGUUACCCCGGCGCUGAGCAGCUUGAAGAAACUCAUUCAGCAAUGGUGGCAACUCCUUGUACUCUCUUACGCGCUCUACGAUCGCUAUACUCCCGGAGUCAUACACGAUCAAGUUCUCGCUCUCCUCGACGAGGCUAUUGCCGAAAUCGCUGCGUCGCCUGGGGGAAAUGAAGACCCUGGAGUCCCAGCCGCAACCCAAUCCCCGAGCCCUAUGCCGAAGAGGAUGAAGACCAAGGUCGGGGGAGACGACAUGGACGAGGACGAAGAGGGGGACGAGAACGAGAACAUGGGUGGAGAGAGUGUGGACAAGGGCGAGGGCGAUGAUGAUAGCGAGGACGAUGAUGAUAGCGAGGACGAUGAUGAUAGCAAGGACGAUGAUGACGACGACAAUGAUGAUGACGACGACGACGAGAAGGGCGGUGGCUAG
Punctularia strigosozonata HHB-11173 SS5 is the source of this 2118-nucleotide messenger RNA. RefSeq lists its product as uncharacterized. The transcript is spliced from 7 exons. Lineage: Eukaryota; Fungi; Basidiomycota; Agaricomycetes; Corticiales; Punctulariaceae. Gene Ontology annotation, molecular function: protein kinase activity. The record is from RefSeq and is a predicted model, not a curated record. Gene Ontology annotation, biological process: protein phosphorylation. The coding region runs from base 1 to 2118 and encodes 705 amino acids.